Molecule: messenger RNA, 832 nt
Organism: Lactuca sativa (garden lettuce)
Lineage: Eukaryota; Viridiplantae; Streptophyta; Magnoliopsida; Asterales; Asteraceae
Product: Small nuclear ribonucleoprotein family protein
Biological process (GO): mRNA splicing, via spliceosome; nuclear-transcribed mRNA catabolic process
Molecular function (GO): RNA binding
Source: RefSeq, a predicted model, not a curated record
CUAAACCCUGUACCUCCCUUCAGAAUUUGAUUUGAUCGGCGUAAGUGGGUUCCAGCACAGCUUUAAAUACAAAAGACGUUUCCCUCUUCACUAUUCUACCGGGCACGUUGCAAGAGGGCGAAGGAGAAAUCUUGAGAUCAUUGCUGUGCUUUCCUUUUCUACUGUUUCUUUACAUUCUGUUUCGUUCCGAACCCUAGAAAAUGCUUCCUCUAUCUCUACUAAAGACGGCACAAGGCCACCCUAUGUUGGUAGAACUGAAAAACGGGGAGACAUACAAUGGACAUUUGGUGAACUGCGACACUUGGAUGAACAUCCAUCUGCGUGAAGUUAUAUGUACCUCAAAGGACGGAGAUAGGUUUUGGAGAAUGCCUGAAUGCUACAUUCGUGGUAAUACAAUCAAGUAUCUUAGAGUUCCAGAUGAGGUUAUUGAUAAGGUUCAAGAAGACAGGAAUCGUUCAGAUAGGAGACCACCUGGAGUGGGGCGUGGGAGAGGAAGAGGAGGAGGUCAUGGUCAUGGCCCAGAUGAUGCAAGUGGUAGAGGAGGACGUGGCGGCAGGGGUGGUGGCAGGACUGGUGGGCCCGCCAGAGGUGGAGGCCGUGGACGGUAGUAGCAAAGAGAGAGAGAGAGAGAGAGAGAGAGAGAGAGAGAGAGUAUGUGUAUUAUUGGUGUUUUGCUGCUUUGGCCACUUUUAAAAGGCAUACUAUCUAUUACAUCAUCUGCCCUUUAUUUUUGUUUCUAUCAACAUCCUAUAGAUAGCACUUUGCAGCAGCAUGGUCUCUUCUUAGUUGAAUUAUGUUUAAAUUCAGAAAACAAUAUUGAUUGCUACUUGUA